Molecule: messenger RNA, 2016 nt
Organism: Trichomonas vaginalis G3
Lineage: Eukaryota; Parabasalia; Trichomonadida; Trichomonadidae
Product: glycosyl hydrolase
Exons: 1
Coding region: 1-2016 (671 amino acids)
Biological process (GO): carbohydrate metabolic process
Molecular function (GO): hydrolase activity, hydrolyzing O-glycosyl compounds
Source: RefSeq, a predicted model, not a curated record
AUGUUUCUUUUCUCGAUUUCUUAUACAUAUAGAACUUGCGAACAACUCCGAUUUUGCAAGGACAACAUGAACACAACUCAUGAUGUGCUAUCAAUCAAACCAGGCACUCAAAAAUUCAUUGAUAAUGAAUUUAUUGCACCAUUAUACGUAAACAACAAAGAAAGUACGUUCAACUUACACAUUUACAAAAUAUCCAAAUCAGGAUUUAGAAUAAGAAUUGAUCCUGGCACUAAACUUUCUUCUUAUCGCUUUAAUAUUUCACAUGAUAAUUUAAUUGUUGACGAAAACAAAAUUACAAAUAAAGAAGAAGUUACAUAUGAAACACACAGACUAUUUGACGUAUUAAACGCCAAGAAAAACACAUCUGCACUGAUAAAUUUUGAUCCAUUUUUCAUUACAAUUUCAAGAGAUGGAAGAAAUUACAUUUCAAUCAAUUCAGAGAACUUUGUUUUCAUAGAAGAUGGCUCAGAAACGCCAAAUACAGAAUAUGACGGCUAUAUUGAAACGUAUCCACACGGAAAAACAGCUGUUGGCGUUGAUAUUUCAUUUUUAUCAGCAAAUGCACGUCUUACAGGCUUCUCAGAAGGCACAUAUCCAGCAAAUUUAGUAGAUACUAAUUCCAGCUCCGAAAGACACUAUUCAAGAGACAAUUAUGCCAUGUAUGGCUUUGUUCCUAUGUUAUCCGGCCAUUGUCCAGAUUUCGACAUAGUUCCAACUGUUUUUUGGAUGAAUCCAACUGAUAUGUUCAUCCAAAUCAAUACAAAAGCAUCAGGACGCAUUGCAAAGUUUGUUUCAGAAGGUGGAUUCAUAGAUUUAGUUGUAUUUUCCAAUAAAUUGGAAGAAAAUUUACAAGAAUAUUCCGAAAUCACGGGUUUACCACCAUUAGCACCUGCAUUUGCAUUUGGAUAUCAUCAAAGCAAAUACGGCUACAAGAGUCAGCAGGAAGUUGAAGGAAUUCUCAGUAAAUUAAACGAAAUCAAAUUCCCAUACGAUUCCAUCUGGUUAGACAUUGACCACCUUCAAGAUUUCGCUCCAUUCACUAUCAACUACACAUGGUUCCCCGAUCCUCAGAAGUUCUUCGACGACAGGAAGAAACAGAACAGAUUUGUCAUCAGAAUCACUGAUCCACAUUUGCCAACAAAUCUGUCACAUCCAGUUUACAAACAGGCAUUUGACAACGAUUAUUUUGUCAAAAAUUCCAGUAAUCAACAAGCCAUUGCUCCAUGCUGGCCAGGUGAUUCCAGUUGGCCGGAUUUCUUCAGAAAAGAUGUAAGAAAUUGGUGGAGUGGUCAGUUCACUAAUUGGCCGGCCAACGUAUAUGUAUGGAAUGACAUGAACGAGAUUGCUGUUUUCCAGAGAAUCGAAGGCACGAACCACAAAGAUUGGCUCAAUCUCAAUGGAAAAAUAGAAUCAAGAGAAAUUCACUCAAGUUAUGGUUUGUUUAUGACAAGUGGCACUUUUAACGGUUUGACAAACCGCCGACCAUUUGUAUUAACACGAUCUUUCUUUGCUGGAUCACAGAAGUUUUCAUGGCACUGGUCAGGCGACAACGAUGCAUCAUGGGAGCAUUUGAGGUUAUCUUUAGACAUGUUGAUUUCAUCCAAUUUGAACGGCCUUCCUUUCACUGGAUCUGAUGUUGGUGGUUUCACCGGAAAUGUCAGUGAUGAGUUGCACGCAAGAUGGUUCCAAGUUGGUGCUGCUGUCUAUCCUUUCUUCAGACAGCACUGUGCAAUAAAUGUGAACUACAGAGAACCGUAUUUGUACAAAGACAAUGAAAUAUUUGAUGGAAUGAUGGAAUCAACAAAAUUGAGAUAUAAGAUGUUCCCUCUUUAUUACACAAACGCUUACAAAGCAUCGAAAUCUUUGAAGCCGUUAGUUACUCCUUUAUGGUACACUUUCAAUGAUAUAGAUCAUGAUGUGAAUUACCAAUUGUUACUCGAUGAAAAAGUAAUGGUUUGUCCAAUUGUCACCCCAAAUACAUCAACUACAAAAGUGACAAAACCACUGGGUAUUUAG